Molecule: messenger RNA, 1431 nt
Organism: Anthostomella pinea
Lineage: Eukaryota; Fungi; Ascomycota; Sordariomycetes; Xylariales; Xylariaceae
Source: the annotation of a GenBank genome assembly
AUGGCCCAGAAACUCGUCGAUCGGGUAGGUGCCAAAAUGGAGCGGUUGGACAAGCCCUUGAUGUUGAGCGACUUUAACGGAGCAGCGACUGCUCGCGCAACACACCAGAUUCGAGUCACCCUUGAGAUUGACGGACGACAAUUUCCUUGUCAGAAAUUUAUAAUCAUUCCUAUCGCUAAUAAUGUCUUUAUCGGACAAGAUUGGUUAACCAAGCAGAAUGUGUGGAUGUAUCCUGCUUCCCGCAUGAUCUGUUGGCCUGAAGAUCGACCAGCUUUGGCCCAAUAUGCCCCAAGCAUCUUAGUCAAGCAUUCUUUACCUUUGCUUGAUAUGAAGGCCCAAACCGAUGUUUUCCACCGCGACCGCUUGAUGACAACUGAAGACCGACAAUUGAAGACCUGGAACAAGACUUUCGACAGAAAGCAUAUUCUAUUCCCGGAAGGAGAGGACCCUGAACAUAUAGCCAAGGUACGAUCGAAACUUCCACACGAGUUGGCCCAUCUCGAAGGAUUCUUCUCCAAGAAAGCCUUUACCAAAUUGCUGCCCAGCCGCCCCAGCUUUGUUGUGAUCCUUAAACUGGCGAAACCCUUAGAAGGAAAACCUUCACGAUAUCCUAUGCCAUUCGUCUUCCUUAGACUAAGAAAAGAAACCACCGACGAGCUACUGAAGAUUGGAUUCAUCGAGCGCUGGACUUUCCAAUGGAAGGUGCUGCCGUUUGGACUCAAGGUCGGCCCCGCCUGGUUCCAAGGCUUCAUCAACGCCCAGCUUAACGAACUACUUGACCUGUUUGCCAGCGCCUAUGCGGACGAUGUAUUGGUUUACUCAGAAGGCGACGAACCAGAGCAUUUUGAACAGACUGAGGAGGUCAUUUAUCGGUUGCAUCGAGCAGGCCUCCAAGGAGACAUCAAGAAAUCCAGCUUUAACGUCACUGAGGUGGAUUAUCUGGGUAUGAUCCUUGAGACAGGCAAAGGUGUUCGAAUGGACCCCGCCAAAGUCGCUGCUAUCCUCGACUGGGAUUGGGAUGAUUUGAAUUCAAAGUCAGCCGUUCAAUCUUUCUUGGGAUUAUACAAUUUCAUCCGACUGUUCUGUUAUCACGCCAGUGACCUCGCCAAACCGCUUAACUGGUUGCUAAAGAAAGACGUGCCCUUCGAGAAAGGACCUGAGCAAAAGGAAGCUUUCGAGGCGUUAAAGAAGCUUGCCACUGAAGCGCCUGUCCUUGCCUUCUUCAAACCUGGCCGACCAACCAAGGUUGAUACCAAUGCCUCAGGCAAAGCCACAGGUGGUGUCAUUUGGCAGCAGCAGGAAGAUAGAGAAUGGAAACCGAUUGGCUACUCUUCAAAGAUUAUGUCUGUAGCCGAGCAGAAUUAUCCUAUCCAGGACCAAGAGCUUCUCGCAGUAGUGAACACCCUUAAAGACUUCGAGCCUGAUCUAUAA